GAUUCUGACCUUCUGCGACCUGACGUCACAAAAAAAAAAUCAGUAUUCCUCCCGCUUCGGAUAUUCUCUUACUCAUUUUCCGGGAGGGGAAAAGAAAAUCGAAGUGAAAGUGACGGAAGGGAAAAGCAAAUAUGCCAGAAACAAUCAUCUUGAUAACAAGCAGUGAGGAGGAAGAAUAUGGAAGAGAUGACGCAGUGAAGUAUAAGGAGGAAGAGGACAGAUUGUUUGCAGAUCCGACUGAUUUUGACAACGACAAGGCCUUGUCGGAGGAUGAACUUCCUAGAAGGAGAAAGAAGAGGAAGAGAAGGAAAAACAAAAUUAAGCACUAUAUUGAGUUUCAUGUAGCUCAAGCGCAACUAAAUGUCGAUAAUGCAAAUCACAAAGAGGAUAAUCGCAAUUAUAGAGGUGUUGAAAUGGCUCGAGUGUUGAAAACGGAGAUACCAAAGAAAGAUGAACCUCAAAAGCUUGAGGUAUCUCCUGCCAUGCUAAAGGAGCAAAUCAAUGCGGCUAAUGUGGAAAGAGCAGAAGCACUAGCAGCUGGUAAUGGGGCUAACUCGGUGGUAGUGAUCGAUCUUAGUUCAUCUGAUUCCCAAAGUGAUGAAGGGAAUUCAAGAUAUUGCUGCGGUGUUGGAAAAAUGGCGCCAGGAGUGGCCAUCACAGGGACAAAGAAAAAGAAGAGGAGGAGAUGGAGAUGGAGAAGGAAGUUAAAAAUCAUCAAAGAAGAGACGACUGAUUUGCAGGCAGAUAGGCAAGAAUACCUGGACAUAGGAAAUUUCAUGGAAACAAAAUCAAUUGAGAUAGAAAACAAUAUUGUGCUACGACAGCUUCUUCGAAGACCAAGAUAUUUUGAUCAUCCAGGUAGCAGAUUGAGUCUAUGUCUUCAUUGUGGUGAAGAAUCCCAUACCAAAGAGAACUGUACACUGCAGAAGAAGAAAAAACCAUGCUACCGUUGCGCGAGUUUUGAACACAACGGGAAACGCUGUAGAAAGCUGUCCCAGGGUUACCUUAACCGCAAACAAAGUGGCAGUCAUUCUUUGGAGGAACUUCAUGACCAAAGAUCGAGUCCCAUUAGUUGUUUACGAUGUGGGGACUCUGGGCAUGAUAUGUUUUCAUGUGGGAAUGACUAUUCUGCCGAAGAUCUCAAGGAGAUACAGUGUUAUGUGUGCAGGAAUUAUGGUCACCUCUGUUGUGUUGACUUUCCUGAUAGCGGUGUAAUACAAGUUUCUUGUUACAACUGUGGCCAAUCUGGCCAUCUGGGCUCUGAAUGCACGAAGCCAUGUAGAGCCACCAAUGGCUCCAAAUCUCCUGCGUUGUGGUACAACUGUGGACAAGGUGGUCAUUUGGCAUGAAGAUGCAUUUAUUAUGCAGAGGAUGAAGAAAGAACAGUAAGUAUCCCGUUCUUGAACUCAAAAUCUUUAUCAGAGAAUGAAAAGUGCCUAUGAUAGCUGGUCAACUAAACUAGAGGCUUGAGUGGUGUACAAUGGGCUCCAUUGUUGAUAGAAAUGCUGGAUGGGUGAAUAGAGUUUACGGACUAACCCAACAACCUUAAAGGGCUAAUGCAGAUGGAUCUUUUCUAAGUUAUGGGUAAAGCAGGUAAGAGUUUGACCAUUAUCUUGGCAUUCCAAUUUCACAUAUUUACAAUUCAAGAUUUCAUUGUUAUGGCAUUGUAGCACCCACUAGUUAUAUUUAAAAUGUUAAGAUAAAUACGUAUGCAAGCCUCAUGGGUAGGCGGUAGCAACUGAGAAGUAACAUCCUUUAGCUA
Tripterygium wilfordii is the source of this 1762-nucleotide messenger RNA. RefSeq lists its product as uncharacterized. Gene Ontology annotation, molecular function: nucleic acid binding; zinc ion binding. The transcript is spliced from 9 exons. The coding region runs from base 132 to 1349 and encodes 405 amino acids. The record is from RefSeq and is a predicted model, not a curated record. NCBI's taxonomy places the organism in Eukaryota, Viridiplantae, Streptophyta, Magnoliopsida, Celastrales, Celastraceae.